AUGGCGUACAACUGGCGCGCAGCAGAGAAGUGGCGCCAGCACCCCUUGCUCACCGGCAACCAGAGGGUGAUGAUGCCCGGAUUGGGCAUCGGCAUCGCGGCAUUCGCGGUGUACGUCGCCUUCGACAAGCUCACGGGGUCCAGCAAGGCUGGCCACCACUGA
Auxenochlorella protothecoides is the source of this 162-nucleotide messenger RNA. RefSeq lists its product as hypothetical. Gene Ontology annotation, cellular component: mitochondrion. Lineage: Eukaryota; Viridiplantae; Chlorophyta; Trebouxiophyceae; Chlorellales; Chlorellaceae. The record is from RefSeq and is a predicted model, not a curated record. Bases 1 to 162 code for a protein of 53 amino acids. Gene Ontology annotation, biological process: mitochondrial respiratory chain complex I assembly; electron transport chain. The transcript has a single exon.